Mytilus trossulus (common blue mussel) is the source of this 1472-nucleotide messenger RNA. RefSeq lists its product as uncharacterized. The transcript is spliced from 11 exons. The record is from RefSeq and is a predicted model, not a curated record. Lineage: Eukaryota; Metazoa; Mollusca; Bivalvia; Mytilida; Mytilidae. The coding region runs from base 62 to 1300 and encodes 412 amino acids.
ACAAAUGAAAAGCGACAUUAGCUCAUAACAUCAAAACUGGACUGAAUCUUGAUAAUAAACCAUGUUUUUUAUACGGUGGUUGUAUAUAACAAUCAGUAUUCAAGUACAGAUAAAGAUUGCCAGAAGUGAACAAAAUGUCGGAUAUUACUGUUUAGCUGAUAUCCAAUCUGACGACCUCCUUCAUAUUGAUUUCCAACUUGAUCGAGGAGGAGAACCUAUAAAUUACGUGUAUGCCCAGAAUGCAACAGACAACACAUUACUUCCGGAUUGCAGUCCUGAAUAUGAUUUUUCCAGUAAUGUUUACCACAUGCGCAUGACGGUUAAUACGACAUCGCAUGAGCAAAUCAGUCCGUCAUCGCCAUGCGGAAUCUUGUUUAUUGACGAUAUGUAUGCUGUUAAAAUAAAAGCUUUUGCAAGUGAAGGUUUGACAUCCGACAGUGACAGAUUGUUUACUAUCAGAUGUGAAUCCAGUAUAAAAAGCAGUACCAUUGGGACCGUCAAAGUCGGAAAUAUAGAGAAAAUAUCUUUAACUGGAAGCUCUCUCGUAACAAAACUGACAUUGGUGUCUCCUGAUUUGACAGAUAUAGUUGGUCUUGUUAAUAUUGGUGAUAAGGUCAAACUAAAGUUUGCCUUAACUUUUACCGGGGCAAAGGCAGAAAACGUGGAUAUCAUAGGAGCUCGUUUAUUGGGGUUGAUAGUUUCUCCGACGAAUAAUUUUCAACUGAAUAGAACAAUGAUGGAUUCAGAUGGCUGCCCUGUGAAUCAUUCACAAAACGUAUUAGAAGUGUCUGGGCCAUUUACAACCGAUUCAGAUGGAACAUCACCAUUUAUAGCGUAUUCUCCAUUGUUUGAAAUCGCCAGUUUUGUUGUGGAUACUGUUGGAUUUUUAUAUUUCCGUGUGGACAUAGAAUACUGCUUCACUUUAGAUUGUUUUAAGAACAUAUGUAGUAACAGAAAGAAACGAGCUGUAGAUGACAAGAAUGCUGAGCAAAUAUUUACUCAGUUACAAUUAACAGUCAAUAAUCCAUAUUCAGACAAUUCACUGCAUGAUUCACAAAGCAGUCCUUGUUACAACAGUACGACGUUUGUGGUAAUUGUAUGUACAUUGUCAGGACUAAUUCUUUUGGAAGUCCUGGUUCUAUUGUUUGAAGCGAAGAAAUUACAAAUUGUAAAAACAAAGGUCUCACCAAGUCAGAGCACUUCGUUUGAGAAAGUACCAUUGUGUGAAUCGGAAUAUAGAAAUCCAGUUAAUGGUUAUCAUCCAGCACAACAACAUAACUUAGGACAUGUCGUUAUGUGAAUAUUCAUUUGGUCAACUUGCAACUUAUCAACGAGUGAUAAUGGAAUUGAUAAAUCUUAAAUUAUCAUUCAUAUGCUUUUUUAUCAUUUAAAUUAAUAGGGUCUUUUAUUCUUUUUAAAUAUUGAAAAUGCUAUAGUUUGCUACAGCAUAUUAUAUAAAUAUAUAGUACGUU